Molecule: messenger RNA, 1944 nt
Organism: Lathyrus sativus (Indian pea)
Lineage: Eukaryota; Viridiplantae; Streptophyta; Magnoliopsida; Fabales; Fabaceae
Source: the annotation of a GenBank genome assembly
AUGAAACCAAUUCACUUCAAUUUCCGCCGCCACUUCGCCACUAAAUACACCGCCAAAAUCACCUCCACCUCCCCCACCGGCCGUUCCCUAGCCGCAGAAGUAACACCGCCACCGCCACUCCCCUCCGACAUCCGAGGCUACUCCCUCCCCCGCCAUGACCUAGUCUGCAAAGCCACCCAAAUCCUCCUCUCCGCCACAAACCCCCAUUCCACCAAACAAACCACUCUCCACGACCCAUUCUCCGACCUCUCCGAAUAUCUCCAAUCUCUCUCCAUCUCUCUAACUCCUCUCGAAGCUUCCGAAAUUCUCAAAUCACUCAAAAACCCUUCCCUCGCUCUCAAAUUCUUCCACUUUUGCCCCUCCCUUUCGCCCAAUUUCCGUCAUGACUCCUUCACCUAUAACCGUAUGUUCCUCAUUCUCUCCCUCUCGUCUUCCCCUCUUCGAUUCGAACAGACCGAAUCCCUUCUCGAUGAUAUGGAGCGACGCGGCCUGCGUGGCUCUAUCUCAACCGUUAAUAUUCUUAUUGGAUUUUUUGGUGAUUUGGAUCGUUGUGUUGGGUUGGUUAAGAAAUGGGAGCUUAGACUUAAUGCUUAUACUUAUAAGUGUUUGCUUCAAGCUUAUUUGAGGUUACGGGAUUCUGAUAAGGCUUUUAGUGUUUAUUUGGAUAUGUUGAGACGUGGUUAUCAAUUGGAUAUUUUUGCUUAUAACAUGCUUUUGGAUGCUUUGGCUAAGGAGAAUAAGGCGGAUCAAGCAUUUAAAGUUUUUGAGGACAUGAAACGAAGGCAUUGUGAGCCUGAUACGUUCACCUACACCAUUAUGAUCAGAAUGACUGGGAAAUCUGGCAAAACAAACAAGGCGCUAGCACUCUUUCAGGUGAUGUUAGAAAAGGGAUUCACUCCGAAUUUGAUUGCUUAUAAUACUAUGAUUGAGGCACUUGCCAAGGGGAGGAUGGCAGAGAAGGCUGUCCUUCUCUUCUCAAAAAUGGUGGAGAAUGAUUGUCAGCCUAAUGAAUUUACGUACAGUGUGCUUUUGAAUGUUCUUGUCGCUGAAGGACAGCUUCAUAAGCUUGACUAUGUUGUAGAGAUAUCAAAAAAAUAUAUGAAUAAGCAGAUAUAUGCUUAUUUUGUGAGGACUUUAAGCAAAUUGGGCCAUUCCUCUGAAGCACAUAGGCUAUUUUGCAACAUGUGGAACUUCCAUGACAAGGGGGAUAAAGAUGCUUACAUGUCCAUGUUGGAGAGUUUAUGCAGUAGUGGUAAAAUGACAGAAGCAAUAGAUCUUCUUAAUAGAUUUCAUGAAAAGUGUAUAACCAGUGAUACUAUCAUGUAUAAUACAGUAUUCACGGCUCUUGGCAAGUUGAAACAAGUAUCGCAUAUCCACGACCUUUAUGAAAAGAUGAAAUGUGACGGCCCUCUGCCAGAUAUAUUCACAUACAAUAUUCUGAUAUCCAGCUACGGGAGAGCUGGAAGAGUUGACAGUGCUGUUAAAAUUUUCGAAGAGCUAGAGAAUAGUAAUUGUGAUCCCGAUGUCAUUUCCUAUAACAGUUUGAUCAACUGCCUCGGAAAGAAUGGAGAUGUUGAUGAAGCUCACAUGAGAUUCAAAGAGAUGCAAGAGAAAGGAUUAAAUCCUGAUGUUGUAACUUAUAGUACACUUAUUGAGUGCUUUGGCAAGACUGAUAAAGUUGAGAUGGCGUGUAGCUUGUUUGAUGAAAUGAUUGCUGAAGAAUGCUCUCCUAACUUAGUAACAUAUAAUAUUUUACUCGAUUGUCUUGAAAGGUCUGGAAGAACUGCCGAGGCAGUGGACCUUUAUGCAAAACUUAAGCAACAAGGGCUGACACCAGAUUCAAUAACAUAUGCAGUGCUUGAGCGAUUGCAAAGUGGUAGACACGGGAAGUUGAGAGUUCGCAAACAGAAUCCAAUUACAGGAUGGGUUGUUAGCCCUUUGUGA